Nicotiana attenuata is the source of this 1754-nucleotide messenger RNA. RefSeq names its product protoheme IX farnesyltransferase, mitochondrial. Gene Ontology annotation, cellular component: mitochondrion; membrane. Gene Ontology annotation, biological process: heme biosynthetic process. The coding region runs from base 80 to 1393 and encodes 437 amino acids. The transcript is spliced from 7 exons. Lineage: Eukaryota; Viridiplantae; Streptophyta; Magnoliopsida; Solanales; Solanaceae. Gene Ontology annotation, molecular function: protoheme IX farnesyltransferase activity. The record is from RefSeq and is a predicted model, not a curated record.
CGGCAUUAACAAUAUCGUCCAAAAUCCCACAGAUCAAAUUCGAAACAUUCUCUCAACUCGCCCUAACUCAGACUCGGCCAUGUGGAGAAACACGGUGGGUUUCUCUUCGAAGCUCCUAGCCGCCUCCAAAUCCUCCUCCUCUCUUCGUCUUCCUUUACUUCAUCAUGGCGCUGUUACCCGAUCCACUUCUACAGCCGCCGGCUCCGGUCCGGAGUCAACUGAAGCUGCCGGUUCAGUAAAGUUGGGGUUUUCGUCCGGAUCUCCGGGUUCUUCAGCUGUGGAUCUUUCAUCUUUUGCGGCUGCUGCAUCAGUUUUGAAAUCUAGGGAUGUUGUGGAUUUUGCUAAGCACUAUGGGCGCUGUUAUUGGGAGCUUUCUAAAGCUCGCUUAAGUAUGCUAGUUGUUGCAACCUCCGGCGCUGGGUAUGUCCUUGGGAGUGGUAGUGCCAUUGACUACAUGGGACUUUGCUGCACAUGUGCUGGCACAAUGAUGGUGGCGGCAUCGGCUAACACGUUAAAUCAGGUGUUUGAGGUAAAAAAUGAUGCUAAGAUGAACAGAACUAAGAGAAGACCAUUGCCGUCAGGACGGAUUAGUAUACCUCAUGCAGUAACAUGGGCAGCAUCUUCUGGGAUAGUGGGCACUGCUCUACUGGCUAGCAAGGCUAAUAUGUUGGCAGCUGGCCUUGGGGCUUCUAAUCUUGUGCUGUAUGCGUUUGUAUACACACCACUAAAGCAGAUACAUCCAAUAAAUACAUGGGUCGGUGCAAUUGUUGGUGCUAUCCCACCGCUGCUUGGGUGGGCCGCAGCUUCUGGUCAAGUGUCUCUGAAUGGAUUGCUCCUCCCAGCAGCUCUGUACUUUUGGCAAAUACCUCAUUUCAUGGCCCUAGCGUACUUGUGCCGUAAAGAUUAUGCUGAUGGAGGGUUCAAGAUGUUCUCGCUUGCUGAUGCUUCUGGUCAGAGGACAGCCGCUGUUGCCUUGAGGAACUGCCUAUAUCUACUACCAUUGGGUUACCUAGCCUAUGAUUGGGGGUUGACAUCUGGGUGGUUUUGCCUCGAAUCGACACUUCUUGCUCUGGCUAUUAGCUGUACAGCAGUAUCAUUCUACCUGAACCGUACAACCAAAGAUGCUAGGAGAAUGUUCCAUGCCAGCCUUCUCUAUCUUCCCGUAUUUAUGUCUGGGCUUCUAGUUCAUCGUGUAACUGAGAGUGAGCAGCAAAUGACCAUUGAAAACUCCAUUAAGAUUGUUGAGAUGUCAUCUUCAUUGGAAAGUACAGAAGGGUCGCAAGAAAACAGAAAGAAGCAGUCUGUAGGUGGUGGUCAACGUCGGCCACCUGUAUCGUAUGCCUCAGUUGCUCCAUUUCCUUUCUUGCCAGCUCCUUCAUAUGCCACACCAUAAGAUAUGAAUCUUUUCUCGAAUUUUUUUUUGGUACUAAUGUAAUAAAAACAGGAACAGAAGUACCCCUUUAUAUUGGAUUACUGGCAGCACCUGGAUGUCAUACUUAUAAAGGUUUGAGUAACCUUGGGCGUGGGAUGUCCAAGGAAUAGAUUUUGUUCUUUUUAUUGUUUGGUCCACAAGUAUGUUUACCAGAUCAAAGUGGUAUCUUACAGAUGAUGCAUAUGGAGUAAUCUUAUUUCCUUGAUCCGGUGUUGCGGAGAGCUUUUACAUGAUUGGCAUAAAUAACAUUGAGGCUAGUGAUGUUGCGAGAGCAAUUUUGUAAAUUCAUUGAUGCUAUGGACGAAGUGCAUUUUGUCUCAAA